Homarus americanus (American lobster) is the source of this 890-nucleotide messenger RNA. RefSeq names its product actin-related protein 2/3 complex subunit 1A-like. Gene Ontology annotation, biological process: Arp2/3 complex-mediated actin nucleation. The transcript is spliced from 7 exons. Gene Ontology annotation, molecular function: actin filament binding. Lineage: Eukaryota; Metazoa; Arthropoda; Malacostraca; Decapoda; Nephropidae. The record is from RefSeq and is a predicted model, not a curated record. Gene Ontology annotation, cellular component: actin cytoskeleton; Arp2/3 protein complex. Bases 583 to 828 code for a protein of 81 amino acids.
AGCUUCGAGGAGGAAAACGUAAUUAUGUCUUGUGAAUCCGCGCUAGAACGAAUAUGGGGGGGGGGAGAGACGCCAUGGCGUUGUUUACAUCCCGGGGCCCAGUAGCAGGUCCCAGCCUCUUCCUUCUCGGGUGAUUUCUAGAGUAAAUAAUUGAGAGAAGACUACAAGUGUGUCCCAUCCCUGAAUUGGGAGUUCCCUGCUUUGUGCUUUAAGUCAGGCCAACAGGUUGAGACUCAAGCUGUUUUGGUCAGGACUUGAGGAUGUUGACCAGAGUCCGCUAAUAUCCUUCAAUAUUUAGUGUUACAGACACCUGCUCCAAGUGAUACGCCAUGACAGAAGUGUUCCGGUUCGGCCUCGUGCCCAUCGCUUGUCGUGCCCGGAAUGAGGACCGCAGCCGUGAGUACCGACCUAUAUGAAGUUAAAUAGCACUUGCCUGGCAGAAGUGGCAUUGAGUCUCAACAACAAUGAAGUGAAUAUAUAUGGCAGAGCUGCAUCAGAGUGGAAGCUUCAGGAAACACUCCAGGGUCAUGAUCUGCGUGUCACAGGCAUUGACUGGGCUCCCAGCACCAAUCGCAUUGUUACAUGUGGAGCAGUGACCUUCCUGGAAAUUACCGAGACUUAGUGUGCUUUGAAAAAAUCCUCUGGAGAGUGGGUCCAGGACUUACACCUGCAAACUUCCUGUUUCUUGGGUUGAGAAAAGAUGUAUACUACUCCCACGAGGAAAGAACGGCUAUCUUUGAUUAUAUCGUCAAAACGAAGAGGUUCGGAGAGGUUAAAGGCACAGUGUUUGGCUGGAUAUGGCCGAGGCCCAGAUGUGUUAACGACUAAACCCUUGAGAAAUUAACAACUGGAUCAUGGAGACUCUGCUGCUACAAGUAUGUCUUUAUGUC